This is a messenger RNA of Syzygium oleosum, 7478 nucleotides long. RefSeq names its product serine/threonine-protein kinase TOR-like. Lineage: Eukaryota; Viridiplantae; Streptophyta; Magnoliopsida; Myrtales; Myrtaceae. The record is from RefSeq and is a predicted model, not a curated record. Gene Ontology annotation, molecular function: protein-containing complex binding; protein binding; protein serine/threonine kinase activity. Gene Ontology annotation, cellular component: TORC1 complex; nucleus; TORC2 complex. Gene Ontology annotation, biological process: TOR signaling; negative regulation of macroautophagy. Bases 211 to 7419 code for a protein of 2402 amino acids. The transcript has 57 exons.
GAUUGCAGCCGGGCCGCCGUCCCCGUCGCCGCCGUUCCCUCGUCGCCGGCUCCGCCGCUAGCGGCGGCGACCGCUUCAACGUCUCCUUCGAUCGCAUGCUCCCGAACCUCCUCGCCUCCGGUGAACUUCCGGGAGGGGGUGUGAUUAGCUUUAAGAAACUACGUUGAGAAAGAAGCUCAAGGGCCUAGCAGUGAAGCUUUUGGCUGUCUAAUGGAUCAGUUAGCUGAUCGGAUAUCAGCUCUUGUAGAAAGCAAUGAUCCUUACAAGAACCCGGGUGCUCUGAGAGUCAUUGAUGAGCUUAUAGAUGUGGCUAUUAGAGAAAAUGCUUCCAUGGUUUUGAGAUUCUCAAAUUACCUGAGAAUUGUGUUAGAGGUGAACCGUGAUGAGAGAAUUUUGGUCCUCGCUAGUAAUGUUCUAGGCCAUCUAGCCAGGGCUGGUGGAGUGAUGAUGAACGAUGAGAUUGAACGCCAGUUAGAAAUAGCUCUGGAUUGGCUGCAUGGCGAGAGAGUGGAGCAUCAUCGUCUUGCUGCUGUUCUUAUCUUGAAAGAAAUGGCUGAAAAUGCGUCAACUGUCUUCUAUGUCUCUGUACCUAAAUUUGUCAAAUCCAUCUGGUUUGCUUUGAGGGAUCCAGAGGAGAAAGUACGAGAGCAUGCUGUCGAGGCAUUACGUGCUUGCCUUCGUGUUAUUGAGUUGCGGGAAACACGUUGGCGUGGGCAAUGGUACUAUAUUAUGUUUGAGGCCACACAAGAUGGCUUGGGUAGAAAUGCUCCUGUUCAUAGCAUACAUGGUUCAUUGCUUGCCAUUGGAGAACUUUUGAGGAACACAGGUGAAUUCAUGAUGUCGAGGAAUAGAGAAGUUACUGAAAUUGUUCUUAGAUAUCUAGAGUACAAGGAUCUUCUUGUUCGCCACAGCAUAACAUUAUUAUUACCUCGGAUUGCUCAUUUCCUUCGCGAUCGAUUUGUUGCACAGUAUUUAACGAUAUGCAUGAAGCAUAUAUUUGCAGUUCUACAGUCACCAGCUGAACGAGCCAGUGGGUUCAUAGCCCUUGGGGAGAUGGCAGGUGCUUUAGACGGGAAACUUAUCGAAUAUUUGCCAACUAUCAUGUCUUACAUAUGUGAUGCAAUUGCUCCACGUAAAGGUAGACCUUCACUCGAGGCUUUGGCUUGUGUUGGAAGCAUUGCUAAAGCCAUGGGGCCAGUGAUGGAACCUCACAUUCGAGGAAUUUUGGAUGUUAUGUUUUCAGCUGGAAUUUCUCCAACACUUGUAGAUGCUCUUGAGAAAAUAACAACUAGUAUUCCAUCUCUGCUACCUCCGAUACAAAGUUGGUUGCUCAGUUGCUUUUCAAGUGUUCUUUCCAAGACCCAUCCUCCUCCAGAAAAGUGGGCUAUUGCCUUGGUUCGAGGGAGUAUGGUGAAUACUUCAAAGCAAAUCUCGGAGAUUAGUGGUUCAGCUCUUGUGCAACUUGCUCUGCAAACUCUGGCUCGUUUCAAUUUUAAGGGCAAAGAACUCCUUGAGUUUGCCAAAGAAUCAGUCAUCAUUUACUUGGACGAUGGAGAUAGAGAAACACGAAAAGCAGCUGCCCUUUGCUAUUUCAAAAUGGUUAUGAGUUCUCUCUGCAAUGUGACAUCGACACAAUUUGGUUCUGCUAAAUCAAGUCAAACUGGAAGAAAACAAAGGCGAAUAAUUGAGGAGCUUGUUGAGAAACUCCUCGUAGCUGCUGUUACGGAUGCUGAUGUAACUGUUCGGAGGUCCAUCUUUUGCAUCUUGAUGGAUAGACGACUUGAUGAGUUUUUAGCACAGGCAGAUAGUCUAAGUGCACUUUUUGCUGCUUUAAAUGACGAGGAUUUGGAUGUUCGUGAAUACGCUAUCACAGUGGUGGGGAGGUUAUCGGAGAAAAGCCCUGCAUAUGUUCUUCCGGCUUUUCGUCGCUUACUCAUAAAUUUGCUGACAUAUAUAGAGCAAAGCAGUGCAGAUAGCAAAUGCAGAGAAGAAAGUGUGCAGUUACUUGGUUGCUUAAUUCAAAAUUGUGAACGGCUCAUCCGCCUAUAUAUGGCUCCAAUUCAGAAGGCACUUGUUGCAAGUCUUGUGGAGGUCUCUAAGGGCAAUGCUAAUACAGCCAUUUUAAGCAGAGUUCUUAUAACUGUAGGGGAUCUUGCUAGAGUGGGUGGUUUUGCAAUGCGGCAAUAUCUCCCCGAUCUGAUGCCUUUGAUUGUAAAUGCUAUAUUGGACGGAGCUGCAGUCAUGAAAAGGGAAGUGGCAGUGUCAACUCUUGGUCAGGUUGUGCAGAGCACUGGGUAUGUGAUAAUGCCUUACAAUGAGUAUCCUUCACUACUUGGCUCUCUCCUUAAGUUGAUGCAUGGUGAGUUGGCGUGGUCUACCAGGCGCAAAGUACUGAAGGCUCUUGGAAUAAUGGGUGCUUUGGAUCCUCUUAUGCAUAAGCGGAAUCAACUAAUUUUGCCUGGUUCUCAUGGACAAGCGGCUCCUGCAGCUGGUUAUUCAGGCCACCAUAUUCAGCAUCUGGAUGAAGUAAUGAUGGAUAAUUGUCCAUCUUUUGCUACAUGCGAGACCUAUUGUUCCUUGGUAGUCAUAAAUUCUCUCAUGCGAAUUCUCAAGGAUCCUUCUCUUGAUAGCUACCACCAUAAAGCGGUUGGUUCACUAAUUUUCCUUUUUAAGUCAAUUGGACUUCGCUGCAUUCCAUUCUUGCCAAAGGUUUUACCUGAUCUCUUUCUUAUUGUCGGUAUAUGUGACGAUACACUGAAGGACUUCAUAGCUUGGAAGCUUGGAACUCUUGUAUCCAUAGUUCGUCAGCACAUUAAUAAAUAUCGGCAAGAAUUGCUUUCAUUAAUUUCUGAACUGUGGUCAUCUCUGAGCUUGCCAGCUGUGAGUCAUCCACCACGUGGCUUUCCAGUUCUGCACCUGGUUGAACAGCUUUGCUUGGCUCUUGGUGAUGAAUUCAGAACAUAUAUUCCUGAUAUACUGCCGCAUUGUAUUCAAUUUCUUAGCGAUGUGGUUCGGUGCAACGACUACACAUAUGUGCUUGAUAUCCUUCAUACGCUUGAGACCUUUGGUGGGACCUUAUGUGAGCACAUGCAUCUUCUUCUUCCAGCACUCAUCCAAUUGUUCAAAGAAAAUGCUCCCGUGGACAAAAGAAGUGCUGCCAUAAAAACUUUAACCAGAUUAAUCCCUCGAGUCCAGGUUACUGGCCACGUAUCUUUGCUAGUCCAACACUUGAAGCUAGUUUUGGAUGGAGAAAUUGAUGAGCUCAGGAAGGAUGCUGUAGAUGCACUCUGUUGUCUAGCUUAUGCCCUCGGGGAGGGUUUCACCAUCUUCAUACCAUCUAUACAGAAACUUCUUUUAAAACAUCAACUGAGGCAUAAGGAAUUUAAGGAGAUUGAAGAGUGUGUUCAGAGACGUGAACCACUGAUCUCAGGGAGCAAAACUGCUCAGAAACUAAGCCAUCACCUUGCUACAGAGGUGAUGAGUGACCCAUUGAGUGAUUCAGAGAAUGAUCCGUAUGAAGAUGCUUCUGAUGUGCAAAAUGAGCAUGGGGUUUAUCAGGUCAAUGAUGGUCGUCUACUAACUGCUGGGGAGGCUUCUCAAUGCAGUACUAAAGAAGAUUGGGCUGAAUGGAUGAGGCACUUUAGCAUUGAGCUCUUGAAACAAUCUCCAUUUCCAGCUCUACGAACCUGUGCAAGGUUGGCACAAUCGCAGCCCCUUGUAGGAAAAGAAUUAUUCGCAGCUGGAUUUUGGAGCUGUUGGUUGCAUUUGAGUAAAUCUAGUCAGGAACAUUUGAUUCAGAAUUUAGAGCUGGCAUUUUCGGCGCCAAAUAUUUCUGCUGAAAUUCUUGCGGCACUUCUAAACUUGGCUGAGUUCUUUGAACACUAUGAGAAGCCUCUUCCUAUUGACAUCCGACUCCUUGGUGCUCUUGCACAAAAGUUUCAUGCAUUUGCAAAGGCACUUCACUACAAAGAAAUGGAAUUUGAAAGUGCACUCUCCAAGAAGAAGAUGGAUGCUAAUUCUGUUCCUGUAGUUGAAGAUCUAAUACACAUAAACCAUCGGCUUGACCAACAUGAGGCUGCAGUUGGAAUACUAACCUUUGCCCAGCAACGUCUGGAUUUUCAACUGGAGUCAUGGUACGAGAAAUUGCAUCGAUGGGAUGAUGCUCUGCAGGCAUAUAAUCUCAGGGCAUCUGAAGCAUCAAGCUCACAUCUGGUUUUGAAUGCUAUAUUAGGCCAAAUGCGAUGCCUUGCAGCACUAGCUCGAUGGGAAGAACUCAACAACUUGUGUAAAGAAUAUUGGACCCCUGCUGAGCCAGCUGUCCGUCUAGAAAUGGCACCAAUGGCCGCUACUGCUGCUUGGAACAUGGGAGAGUGGGAUCAGAUGGCAGAGUAUGUCUCUAGAUUGGACGAUAGUGAUGAUACGAGGCUUGGAGGUUUUGUAAACUCUGCUGCUAGUGGUGAUGGCAGUAGCAAUGGCACGUUCUUUAGAGCUGUCAUAUCUGUGCGCAGAGGAAAUUAUGACAAAGCACGUGAAUAUGUUGAGAGAGCCAGAAAGUGCUUGGCAACUGAGCUUGCUGCUUUGGUCUUGGAGAGCUAUGAUCGUGCUUACAGCCACAUGAUACGUGUUCAGCAGCUUCUGGAACUGGAAGAGGUCAUUGAUUAUUGUACUCUUCCUGUGGGGAACUCCGUUGCUGAAGGACAACAAGCCCUCAUACGAAAUAUGUGGACUGAGCGAAUAAAAGGAGUGAAAAGAAACGUUGAGGUCUGGCAAGACCUCUUGGCAGUCAGAACUCUUGUCCUACCUCCAACAGAAGAUGUGGAUACAUGGCUCGAAUUUUCUUCUCUUUGUCGAAAAAAUGGACGAAUUAGUCAGGCUAGAUCAACCUUAAUAAAACUCUUGCAGUUUGACCCUGAAACAUGCCGCGACAAUUUGGGUUUCCAAGUUCCUCCACAAGUAAUGCUAGAAUACUUGGAGCUCCAAUGGUCUCUUGGCGAGGAUCUGAAGCAAAAGGAUGCAUUUCUUAGGCUUCAGAAUUUGGCCGUAGAGCUCUCAAGUGCGCCGAAGGUUGAGAUAGUUUCUCCAACAAGUCUAAUGAGGGAUAAAAGUCCAAGUGUGCCACUCCUCGCACGUGUAUAUCUCAAACUUGGUACUUGGAAUUGGGAACUUUCUCGUGGGUUAGAUGAUGAAUCUAUAAAAGAAAUUCUCGGAGCAUUUAAAAGUGCCACUCAGUGCGCAUCAGAGUGGGCAGAAGCAUGGCAUACAUGGGCAUUGUUCAAUACAGCUGUGAGCUCACAUUACACUUUAAGAGGUUAUCUCGAUGUUGCAGUGCAAUACGUUGUGGCAGCAAUAACUGGAUAUUUUCAUACAAUUGCUUGUGCAGCUAAUGCAAAAGGCGAUAAUUGUUUACAGGAUAUACUGCGCCUUCUCACACUGUGGUUUAACCACGGGGCUACCAUAGAUGUUCAAAUGGCCAUGGAGAAAGGAUUUGCUCUUGUAAAUAUCACCACAUGGCUGGGCGUGCUGCCACAAGUAAUUGCCAGGAUCCAUUCAAAUUACCAUGCUGUGCUCAUCCGGUCGCUUUUAGUUCGCAUAGGACACAGUCAUCCCCAGGCCCUCAUGUACCCUCUUCUGGUGGCAUUCAAAGCAGCAAGCAAGUUGCGGAGAGCUGCAGCUCAGGAAGUUGUUGACAAAGUACGGCAGCACAGUGGUGUGCUCGUAGAUCAGGCGCAACUUGUGUCAGAGGAGCUCGUCAGGGUUGCACUUCCAAUACUCUGGCAUGAAAAGUGGAACGAAGCAUUGGAAGAGGCUAGGAAACAGUAUCAACAGGUAUAUAACAUUGAAGCAAUGCUGAAGGUGCUGGAGCCAUUACACGAGUCCCUCAUGGAAGGAGCCGAGAGAAGCAAUACGACCAUCCACGAGAGGGCAUUUAUAAAGGAUUACUAUGUGGAGUUGAUGGAGGCAUAUGAUUGUUGCAUGAGAUAUAAGAGAACGGGUAAAGAUGCCGAGCUUAGACAGGCAUGGGAUCUUUAUAAAUAUGUAUACAUGCGUAUCAAUGAGCAGCUUCCAAGUCUUACCGAUCUGGACCUCCAGUCUGUCUCUCCUAAGCUGUUAGAAUGCUGCAACUUGGAACUUGCAGUGCCUGGGACAUACCAUGCAGAUGCGCCAGUGGUGACUAUUGCAUCAUUUAGUCCCAAGCUGCUUGUCUUUACUUCUAAGCAGAGGCCCAGAAAAUUAACUAUUCAUGGGAGCGAUGGUGAGGAAUAUACUUUUUUGCUGAAGGGUCAUGAAGAUUUACGUCUGGAUGAACGAGUCAUGCAGCUUUUUGGUCUAGUGAACACUUUGAUGGAAAAUUCUAGCAAAACAUCUGAAAAAGAUUUGCCUAUCCAAAGAUAUUCUGUUAUUCCAUUGGAUCCCAAUAGUGGAUUAAUUGGAUGGGUUCCCAAUUGUGAUACUCUGCACCAACUGAUACGCAAGUAUAGACAUUCCAGAGAGAUCCCCCUUGAUCAGGAGUAUAAAUACUUGGAGAGUUUUGGCCCGGAAAACUAUAAUCUUUUGCCCCUCUUAGCUAAAGUUGAAGCUCUUGAGCAUGUGCUACAGAAGACAGAAGGAGAAGACCUCAAAAAAGUUCUUUGGUUAAAGAGCCGCACUUCUGAGGUUUGGCUGGAGAUGCGGACAAAUUUUACUCGGAGCUUGGCUGUCAUGAGCAUGGUAGGCUACCUUCUUGGCUUAGGUGAUCGACAUCCAGGCAACAUUAUGUUGCACCGUUACAGUGGAAAGAUCGUACACAUUGAUUUUGGGGACUGUUUUGAAGUUUCGAUGAACCGAGAAGAGUUCCCUGAAAAGGUCCCAUUCCGCUUGACUAGAAUGCUUGUGAAAGCAAUGGAGGUUAGUGGUGUAGAGGGGAACUUCCGUUUGACAUGUGAAAAUGUGAUGCAAGUGCUUCGAACAAACAAGGAUAGUGUAAUGGCAAUGAUGGAGGCAUUUGUACAUGAUCCACUUAUAAAUUGGCGUCUUUUUCCCAAACUAUCAGUGCUUGCUAGUGCUCAUGUCCCCUCUGUUAUGAAUUCUGAAGAAUCUUCUCAAAGUAGAGAGCUUGCUUUGCCACAGCGUGGUGCCUGGGAAAGGGAACUUCUUCAGGCCAUUGAUCAACUCGGUAAUGCAAAUGAGGUGCUAAACAAACAAGCUGUGGCAGUCAUGGCUCGGAUGAGUGACAAACUUACUGGCCGUGACUUCUCCGACUCUUCAUUUUCCAGCAUCUCUGAUCAACAUUCCUUGAACCACUGCAACUUAACUUCAGGGGAUUCUCACAAAGUUGAUCAUGGGUUAUCUGUUAAGCUUCAAGUUCAAAAGUUAAUUGUUCAGGCUACAUCUCAGGAAAAUUUGUGCCAGAAUUAUCUCGGGUGGUGUCCUUUCUGGUGAGUUGAAGAAAAUCAAACGAAUGAGUGUCUUGUACAAACCUGGAUUUGAGAGUAUAAUGU